Fusarium subglutinans is the source of this 675-nucleotide messenger RNA. Its product is annotated as lactoylglutathione lyase. Lineage: Eukaryota; Fungi; Ascomycota; Sordariomycetes; Hypocreales; Nectriaceae. The coding region runs from base 1 to 675 and encodes 224 amino acids. The transcript is spliced from 2 exons. The record is from RefSeq and is a predicted model, not a curated record.
AUGGUCCGACUUCUACCGACUCUCCUCUUAGUAGCCCAGCUCAUUUUGAGCGCAUCAUCUCACUCAAUCCCCAACAUGCUCCCUCGAUCAGGACAACAUAUGUAUCCAUAUCUUGUACUAGGAACGGAUUCGCCUCCAGAUUGGGGGACAACAGGGUAUUUCAUCAACUAUUUCGCCAUUUCGACCAGAAAUCUCACUGCCAGUCUUGACUUUUACUCCAGAGUCCUUGGCUUCCGCAAGAUGCUCACUUUACACGUUUUUAAGACAUAUUCUAUCACCUACCUAGCUCAUGCCCACGGCGGUCUUCUCGAGAUUUACUAUCUCGAUAUCCCAAACAAGAACAUUGAGUCUAGCUCUCAGCAUCCCAACACCUUUGCCCAUAUUGGACUUGUUGUCCCUGAUGCUCAGGCGAUACAAGAGCGCCUGGAGACCAUGCCUGAUGUAAAGAUUGUCAAAAGGUAUGGGGAGAAGUUUACUGAUAUCACCGAUGAUCUUGUAAUUGGCCCGGCUGUUGGACUGCCAUCUUCUGUUGUUGCACAGUUGCGUCUGGAGCAGCGGGAAGCGGUCGUUCAAGGACUUGGGCAUAGUGUCGACCCGCUCCUCUUUAUCGUUGACCCUGAUGGAAACUUUAUUGAGAUUCAAGGCGAGGAGGGUGCAGAUCUGGUGCAGGGAUGA